Molecule: messenger RNA, 1385 nt
Organism: Argentina anserina (silverweed cinquefoil)
Lineage: Eukaryota; Viridiplantae; Streptophyta; Magnoliopsida; Rosales; Rosaceae
Product: CBBY-like protein
Exons: 11
Coding region: 48-1166 (372 amino acids)
Molecular function (GO): hydrolase activity
Source: RefSeq, a predicted model, not a curated record
UUUAAAUCCACCACUGUGGACUCACAGUGGACCAACACUCAACUCCCAUGGAAUUCGCUUCCUGCUCAAUUCUCAGGCCCCAAUCCUUUUCAGCCAUCUCUCACGGUACCAAUUCUCACCUCUAUGCUUUCCCCAAGAACCAUCUAAACUUGGGUUCCUCUCCAUUUUUCCCAGCUUUCCCGAAAAGCUCAACCUUUCCCGGAAAAUGUCUCCACUUUCAUCGGUUCACUGCUUUUAGCUCACUUUCCGGCGCCGACGACCAGAACCCUUCUCAGAAACUCGCUGUUCUUCUUGAAGUUGACGGGGUUCUUAUUGAUGCAUAUCGUCUGGGUAACCGCCAAACUUUCAAUGUAGCAUUUAAAAGUCUGGGGCUUGACUGUGCAAAUUGGACUGAACCUGUUUAUUUGGACCUCCUAAGGAAGUGUGCUGGCGACGAGGAAAAGAUGCUAAUCAUGUAUUUUAAUCGGAUUGGUUGGCCUUCAUCAUUGCCCACUACUGAGAAGGAAUCAUUUGUAAAAAAUGUUCUGCAAAAAAAGAAAACUGCAAUGGAUGAAUAUUUGAUGUCCAAUAGUUUACCCUUACGACCUGGACUUGAAGAAUUUCUUGAUGAUGCUUACAAUGAAGGAAUACCUGUUGUCAUACUGACAUCCUAUAGUAAAAGUGGAGAUAAAAUUUCCAGAUCCAUUAUUGAAAAGCUUGGCCAUGAAAGAGUUUCAAACCUAAAGAUUGUUGGGGAUAAGGAGGUGGAACAGAGUUCAUAUGGCCAAUUAGUAUUCGGUAAAGUCUUUUCUUCUGGUGCGGAUCAGGAAAUAGCUAAAGAGGCAAUGAAAGCAGUUUCUGCUGAGAAACAAAGAAUUGCAGAAGAGGUUGCUUCAAUGCUUAAGUUGAAUGUAGAUUUAGAUACUACCCCGUCUGAAAGCUUACAGAAAAUCAUAGCUGCCUUGAGGGCAGGGGCAGAAAGUGCUGGACUAGCUGUAUGCAAUUGUGUUCUUAUAGCAGGAAGCCAGUCUGGUGUGGCAGGAGCUGAGCGAGUUGGCAUGCCAUGUGUUGUUUUAAGAAGCAGUUUGACAGCUAGAGCUGAGUUCCCAUCAGCAAAUGCUGUAAUGGAUGGGUUUGGGGGAGCAGACUUGACAAUAUCUAAACUUCGAACAAAGAAAUGGCUAUGAAGUUCAUCGACCUUACCCUUUUUUUUCUUUUUCUUUUUUACAUAGUUGUCGAUGAUAUGUUCGGAGAAUUAUCUCCAGAGAGAAGUUUGUAAGUUCCAAAAAUGCUCAUCUGUAGCUUACUUAUCCAUUUCAGCUUACAACUUGCUUACAUUUUUAAUGCCUCCAAUUACACAAUAGAGCGCGGAAUCAACUUAUUAUGUCACUUGUUUUAGAAUCUGC